Molecule: messenger RNA, 4961 nt
Organism: Glycine soja
Lineage: Eukaryota; Viridiplantae; Streptophyta; Magnoliopsida; Fabales; Fabaceae
Product: auxilin-like protein 1
Exons: 8
Coding region: 240-4646 (1468 amino acids)
Biological process (GO): clathrin-dependent endocytosis; clathrin coat disassembly
Cellular component (GO): cytoplasm; intracellular membrane-bounded organelle; vesicle
Molecular function (GO): clathrin binding
Source: RefSeq, a predicted model, not a curated record
UACAACCAGAAAUAGAAAGGUCUGUUUGGUCAUUUACGGCCACCACCUUUUCCCAUUCGUUUUCAAUUUCAUCACUCGUUUUUUUCUCGUCCUCCUCCUCUGACGCCGAACAGUGUCUGCACUCACACAGAACCAGAGCGCGCAAGAGAGAGAAACCAAAAAGAAGAAGCGAGCGAAUAGAGAGAGAGAUAAAUAGAAAGCGAAAGCGUAAGAACAACACAACAACCCUAACGUUUCUCAUGGAAAGCGUGGCGCAUUCUCGGCAACCACCACACAAGAAAAUCACCACCGGCGCCGGCGGUUUCCCAGCGGAAACUCUAUACGACCACGUCUACGGAGGUGCGGCGAAGUUCUCCGGCGGCGGCCACCACCACUCCCUCUCCCCGCGCUUCGAGGACUACGGGGAGAUUUUUGCGAGCUUCCACGCGCCACGCGCCUCCGCCAUUCCGGUGUUGGAUCUUCCGGCGCUCGACGCUGCCGGCGAGGUUUUCUUCGACUUCCGAAACGCCGCCUGCGACUACUCCGAAAUCUUCCGCGGCUUCGACGGCCUCAACUUUUGGCUCUCCUACGAGGACUUGUUUCGCGGCAGCGUUUCCGAAGAAGACGAUGAAGAAGAAGAAGAAGCCUGGUCACCAGUGGAAACUGAUUCAUUUUCUGGAGACUUUGACCAUUUUGGAAUUAACGAAGGGAUGCCAAAUGGAGAUCAUUUGCGGCCUUUUGAUGGAAGUACAGAGUUCAACGUUUCGUAUCAUAAAGUUGAUGGUUCAAGCAAUGAAGAUAUGUCAAAGGGGAAAACUCAUAUAAGUCAGCUGCGCGCUGAUCCUGAAUUCACUCAUGUAUUCGACGAAAUCAUGCACUUUCAUAAGACUGAUCCUUCCUUACAGGUUGUUGAUGAUGUUGACCUUGAUAUGGAAUUUAAUGCAAGCCAGGCAAAGAGAAACCAUCUGAGACAAACGGACUCAUAUCCGGGUAAUUUUGAUUCUGGUGAACAGGUUCUUGGUAGUGAUCUAGAUCUGCACGAUGGAUGCAACAGAAAUGGUUCUCAUUCCAGUGAGACAUUCGUAACUGUGUCUGACAUCAGCCUCAGAACUCUACCCUCUCAAGUGCCACCGCCUUCUCGCCCACCACCUGCACUGGAUGCAAAACUGGGGCACACCAGUGGAUUUUGUUCAAACAAUGAGUGGGUUGAUUCUGAAGAGACUCUAGGUGACACUUCGCCACCCUUCCUUGAUGUGGAGGUUGAUACAAAUUCAUCUACUGCUGCUAUCAAAGAAGUCAUGCAUAGACCUGAAGCAAAACAUAGGAGUGCUGAAGAAGUGAAGGAGAGAAAGAAGGGGUUUUUAGAAAGCAAUGUAAAUUCAAGUUAUGAUGUAAAAAAUAGUGAAGCAAAGAUGAGUAUGAAUAUAAGUAUAUUUAAUAGUUUGAAUGAUGAGGGAAUGCAGACAACUUGUGAUCAGAGAAUUGGCAAAAAGAAAGUUUCUGCUACAGAUGAAAGGCAGAAAACUAGGAAGGCUACCCCAGAAACUGUGGAAUUGUUAGAAGGGGAAAGACUUCAAAACAUGUUUGAGGAAAUGCACAUCAAGGAAUCCAGAGCAUCUCAAGAAUCAGAUAGAAGUACCGGAGUUGGGAUGUGGAAAGAAGCAACUGAAUUUUUUGAACUGGUGGGAACAGUAGAAUCUGGAACAGUAAUUCAGCCCAUAAACCAUAGUAAUACUAAGAGUUUGGUACAAGAUACCAGAACACAUGAGUGUGGCAAGAAAGAGCGAGAAACAUUUAACAUUAAAGAAGAAUACAGAAAUGUUAAAGAAGUUGUAGAAGGUUAUCAGCUGGAGGAAAGCAAGAAGAAAUCGAAAGCAGGAAAUGGGGCUUGUGAACAGGGAAAAAACAUUAGGAAAUCUAAAUCAUCUAACGAGGAAUGCAGGCAGAGAGAGCAUGUGAAGAAUGAGGAAAUGGCCGAAAUCUUUGAGCUUGAAAAGAGUGAGAAGGCAAGAAUGGUCCACUUGCAUGGAAAAACUGAAAAGAAAGUACCUAAGGCUGACCAAUCAGGAAGCUUAAAAGAUGUGUCUGAGAAACAAUGCAAGGAGCAUAAACGAGUAGAGAGCGAGGAAUCAAAAGAGAUUGAUAGGCAAAAGCUAAGUGAAGUUCAGUGGAGCACGAAGCAUAUGGAACAUGAGAAAAAACUAAAAGAGGAUGAACAGAAACAACUGAGUAUGAAAAGGCUCAAGCAGUCUCAGAAAAUGGAAGAGAAUGGAAAAUUUCACAUAGAAGCUUUUGCUCUUAGAGCUGCAGAGAAUGAGCAAGGGGUGAAAGGUUCUUUGAAGCCAGAAAUAUUUGAAAGAUCAGAUGAGACCUUUAAUCUGGAUAGCUACAAGGACAAUUUGACUUGCAAAAGCGAAAAUGAGAUUGUCCUUGAAGCUAAACAGAUUCAGAACAAGAAGGAAUUGAAAGAAGCGUGUAAAAAUGAAGUUGAGAAAAGCCUCAAAGGUUCUUUUAAAUUGGAAGAAAAUGAAGGCUUAAAGAAUGCUCUUGAGCAGGUAGAUAAUGGAAAGGGACUUAAACAAGAUUUUGAACUGGAAAUGAAUGAGAAAAGAACUAAAGUGACUUUUGAGCUGGGGGAAAAUGAAGCAUGUGAAAGAGAUCAAGGUAAAGAGAAACUUAGUGAGAUUUGUGGUGGGUAUAGAAAAGGAAACAGACUAAAAGAUGUGGGUGAUGACAUGGGGGUUCAGAAAGUUCUGAAACAAGCUCCAGAUCUACUAAAAAAUUGUGGAAAUGAGGCUCAAAGGAUGAAAGAAAUUGAGAGCCCAUCCGGCCAAGCAUUUGACAGGGACGCAGUUGUGUAUAUAUCAUGUGAGGAUGGUCUCUCCAAGCAAUGUCAGAGGAUGCUCAAAGAUGCUAACAAGAAUGGAAAACAUAAGGGAUUGGACAAAGCUUUGGAACAAAUGGAAGGUAACGGAGAAGGGAUAAACAUGAAUUUUGCAAAAGAAACCAAUGAGACAUGGAAAACAGAGAGGGAUGACUCCAUUCAUGAAGAAAAUAUUCGAAAACCGGAGGUAUGUCAAGGCCCUAUUGCUGACCAAGAAAUUGGAAAGACAGAAACUGACUGCAAAGUUGGUGAAAAGAAAUUGGAAAAGGUGUGUGUGGAAAAUCCAAGGGAUAACAGGGGAAAAGGAGCUUCUGAAAUGUCCCAAGGAGAAGCAGAGCAUUCAGGAAAGGUGGCUUGCACUGCAACAAAUUUCAACGGUGAUGAGCAUAGUUUUAGUUGUGAACAGACAUGCACUGAGAAAACUAAGACUGCCCCUCAAAUGGAAUUUGAUGUUCAAAGUGGAGAGAGGAAAAUUGGUGAGAGAGAAAAUACUAAACAGCAUGUGAAUGUUGCACUAAACCCCGUAGAAAGCAGGGACCAAAUGCCAUCAAGCCAAGGUGAUUACAGAAGGAACACUGUAGCUGAUGAACCUGCUGCAGUGCAAGAAGUGGGGAAUAUCCAGAAACCUUCUCAAAGGGCUCAUGUAUCACAUUCCACCAGAAGCAAAGAGAAAAAUCUUAAUGAAACUUCUGCCUCAGUAGAGAAAGAUGUUGAGAGGAUAAGAAGAGAUAGAGAGUUGGAGAAAGAUCGUCUCAGAAAGAUAGAAGAGGAGAUGGAGAGAGAAAGGGAAAGACAGAAAGACAGAAUGGCUGUUGACAGUGCAAUGCUAGAGGCUGAGAGGGAAAGGGAAAGAGAAAAAGAUAGGAUGGCGGUUGAUAAAGCAACUUUGGAGGCUCGUGAUAGAACAUAUGCUGAUGCUCGUGAGAGAGCAGAAAGGGCUGCAUUUGAGAGAGCAACUGCAGAAGCUCGACAAAGAGCGCUGGCCGAGGCCAGAGAAAGACUUGAAAAGGCAUGCGCUGAGGCCAGGGACAAAACAUAUGCUGAUAAGGCAGCUGCAGAAGCCAGAUUGAAAGCAGAGCAAACUGCUGUAGAAAGAGCAACUACAGAGGCUCGAGAGCGUGCAAUGGACAAAGUUAAGGUUGAUAGAGCUGCAUUUGAGUCCAGAGAUCGAUUAGUAAGAUCUGUCUCUGACAAAUUUAGUGUUUCUUUCAGAUAUGGUGGGAGACAGGGCUCUUCAUCCUCAGAUAUGCUGGAUCCACAUUGUCAGAACUCUAGCUCUUUCACGCAUUCCAGAUAUCCAUAUUCCUCAGUUUAUGGUGCUUCCUCUUUUACUGAAAGAUCAGAACGAGAAGGUGAAUCAGCUCAGAGGUGUAGAGCUAGACUGGAGAGGUAUCGCCGAACAGCUGAGCGUGCAGCAAAAGCUUUGGAAGAAAAGAACAUGCGUGACCUUGUAGCCCAGAAGGAGCAAGCUGAGAGAAAUAGAUUAGCAGAAACCCUGGAUACUGAAGUCAGGAGGUGGUCAAGUGGAAAAGAAGGAAAUUUGCGUGCAUUACUUUCAACCUUGCAAUAUAUUCUUGGGCCUGAUAGUGGCUGGCAGCCAAUCCCACUCACAGACGUCAUUACUUCUGCUGCUGUAAAGAAAGCUUACAGGAAGGCCACCCUUUGUGUCCAUCCUGACAAGUUACAGCAACGUGGAGCAAGUAUUCAACACAAAUACAUAUGUGAGAAAGUCUUUGAUCUACUAAAGGAAGCUUGGAACAAAUUCAACUCAGAAGAGCGAUAGCACACACUGUUCUGUUUUUUAACAUUCCCCUUUGCAAGAGAGCAGUUCCCUUACCUAGCAAUAUGAGAUUCUGCAGAUACCUCGUUAUUUUUAUCAUUUUCCACGUUCUGUAAUAUUAUUAUUCCCUGAAUAUUUAUAUGUAAGAAAUAUUCAUCCUACUUAUAGCAAAAAUUAAAAAGUAAAUACAUACAAAAAAGCAUAUAGGGGCUUGCAUUUAUAUGACCAACAAACUUUUUGGAAUUCCUGUUCUGAAUCUUAAAUCAUAAUAUAUUUUAAGGAUAUAAAACACCAUGAAUCUGCAUGGAAUUGGCUGAA